Gallus gallus (chicken) is the source of this 1746-nucleotide messenger RNA. It is a transcript of the gene STMND1, whose product is annotated as stathmin domain containing 1. The record is from RefSeq and is a predicted model, not a curated record. The transcript is spliced from 5 exons. Lineage: Eukaryota; Metazoa; Chordata; Aves; Galliformes; Phasianidae. Bases 71 to 889 code for a protein of 272 amino acids.
AGAGAUGAGAUGAGGGUAUUUCUACUGCUUGGACUUGCAGCAGGGAGAAGCAGAUGAUCCUCAUUUCAUCAUGGGCUGCAAUACAUCUAACAGGGUUGCUGCAGCACAGCUGUCUUCUGAGGAGCUACAGAACAACCAUGAAGCCAGAAGCCAGACUCCAAGUGACAGUGCUGACAGAACAUGGGCUGCCACCUCACAGGAGGGGGCAGCUUGGACAAGGGGCACUUCAGAGAACGGAAGCAAACUUGAAGUUGAAGCCAGAGAGGGAGACUUUCCUGAGAGAUCAACAGAAGGAUUUGCACCUUCUGAAAAAAGCAGCAACGCACAAAGCACAGAUACACUGCUCACCAGUGGGUUCAUCAGUAAAUCAUGGCCCUUACAAGAAACAGAGAGACAAAAAUCAUCAGACAUUCUUGAGGAGCUGAGGAUGCAGGGAAUAAUCAGGAGCCAAAGUACUACUGCCAGCACUGAAGAAGCAUAUGAAAACAAGAGAGAUGCCCUGGAAAAGAUGCUAAAGAAACCACCAGCUAGGCUGGAAAAAAUGUGGUUUGGAAGCAAGGAAGAGAAUGAUUUUACAGCAAAGGACAUGAAGACUGCUGAAGAGAAAAACAAACAGGUUAGGGAAAAGGAACUACGCAGGACACCACAACACACUGCAUCUUAUCCAGCAACGGACCACCAAACUACAGGUAAACAGACUGAAAAGGACUGCCCAAGUUUUCAAAGUCAAGAAAGCACAGAUGCCCCUCAGUCGUCACCUUUACAUGGUGAGAUAAGCGUACCGCUGCAGGAAAUAACUGCAGAAGAAACCACCAAUUAUUACACUGAGGACUUUACCAUUGAGUCUGAUAUAACUUACAACUGUAUUAAUGAAACAAUCUGGAUCUAAGCCAUCCUGCAAAGAAGGAGCCUCUCUGCUCCCUGCUGCUGUUUACCUCGGGGCUUAAAUAGAUGAUUUAUCCUGAGCUGAUGGUUGUGGUUACCUGUUACAACUUGGAAAACUCUAAUUUCACAUUUUUACACACUAGUUGGAGGAAACAAAAUAAAUAAGAAAAGCAAGAGGCAAUUUAGUGACCUGCCAGUCUCUAGGUUGGAGCACAUACAUAUGAACACGGUUUUAUUACAGUUACCUCUAGAAUUCCCUUUUUCUAUAGAGCAGAGAACCAGAGUUUGGAAAGGCAUUGUAACCAUACAGAAAGGCACAUAAGGAGGAGUAUGCAAGGAAGAAAAAAAGCUUGAACAGCUGCAAGAUUUGGGGUAGUAAAACACAGCGGAGACCUAAACAUAAGAACAAAGAGUUUUAACUUACUGUGCAGGCAGAGAUGUGAGAGCUUCAAACAUUAAGGGAACAACAGGCCACAGGAAUGUCAUUGUAUACAGAGCAAGGACAAAUACUGAAACUGCAGUGGAGAAAACAACUAAUUGGUUGAGAUAUGCAAAGCACAGGUGAGUUAUCCAUGUGGCCAGAAAUAACGUGAUUGGUCUCCAUGGGAAGGAGAGGACUGUUUCCAUAACACAGCAAUGAAUUUGGAAUGAACCCAUUCCCUACCUCCUAUACACACGCAACAUCUAAUACAUCCAGCUCCUUCAAAACCAGUGCGUAACAGCAAUGGUUGCACUUGUGCUUUGCCUGUUACCAGCCCUACUAUCCCCUUCUGGCUCAUCUCUAAAUAUGCCUAAUCCUUACUUCCAUACCACACUCACGCCCACCUCCUGUGCUGGCUUUUUUAAUUCCGUACCUCCAAC